GGAAGUUGGAUUUCGGCUUGAGGUGGAGAAGGCGUCUGCUGGUGUAAGCCCAGAGCUGAAAUGCUUCAUUGUUUACUGAUUUAAAGGAGCUUGUGCUGUGCAACCAUAACAACCAAGGUUGAGAAUUCCUGCUGUGCCGUUUCCUGGCCCUUUGAUCUGGUUGCAGACACUUCUUGGUUCUUGAUCUUCCACAAUGGGUGAGCCACAGCAAGUGAGUGCCCUCCCACCCCCUCCGAUGCAGUACAUCAAGGAGUAUACAGAUGAAAAUAUUCAGGAAGGCCUCGCUCCCAAGCCUCCACCUCCAAUAAAGGACAGUUACAUGAUGUUUGGCAACCAGUUCCAGUGUGAUGAUCUUAUCAUCCGCCCUUUAGAAAGUCAGGGUAUUGAACGACUUCAUCCUAUGCAGUUUGAUCACAAGAAAGAACUGAGAAAACUCAAUAUGUCUAUCCUUAUUAAUUUCUUAGACCUCUUAGAUAUCUUGAUAAGGAGCCCUGGGAGUAUAAAACGAGAAGAGAAGCUAGAAGAUCUUAAGCUGCUUUUUGUACAUGUACAUCAUCUCAUAAAUGAAUACCGACCCCACCAAGCAAGAGAGACCUUGAGAGUCAUGAUGGAGGUGCAGAAACGUCAACGUCUUGAGACAGCUGAGAGGUUUCAAAAGCAUCUCGAACGAGUCAUUGAGAUGAUUCAGAAUUGCUUGGCUUCUCUGCCUGAUGAUUUGCCUCAUUCGGAAGCAGGGAUGAGAGUGAAAACUGAACCAAUGGACGCUGAUGACAGCAACAAUUGUACUGGACAGAAUGAACAACAAAGAGAAAAUUCAGGUCAUAGGAGAGAUCAGAUUAUAGAGAAAGAUGCUGCCUUGUGUGUCCUGAUUGAUGAAAUGAAUGAAAGGCCAUGAAGGAUGUUUCUUUUCCUUUCCCCUUCAGUGAAUGGUAUACACAUUAGUUAAUUCACUUUUAAAGAGUCUCAAAAGAGAUAUAACUAGAAGGCUUGCAAGCAGCUUGAUUCUCCAACUGUGAGAAGUCACAGCAGUAAUUUCACCUUAUGGCAAGCAUAGGUAAAUGAGUGUGCCUACAUUAAUUAAGAGUGAUCACCUUAAAAAGCAGAGUGCAGGUAUUUGUGGAAUAUCCUUGUUUCCAGAGUUGCAGUGAAUUUUGAAGAUAUCUUCAGUGAUAGCAGGUUUUCAACCCUGGAAAGUAGAUUUGUCAUUUGCUUUAAGAGUGAUAGAUAAUAAAGGAUAUCAGACUUUAUAAAUGUGAAAUUAUGAAAUCUUUGUUUCACUUAAAAACUUGCUUAAUCUCUAAAAAAGAAUAGUGUAACAUGUUUAAAGAGAGGAACCCCAGAGUUAUAUAACAGUUUCAUUUUUUUCUGUUGGCUGUUCUUGCAAACACUGUCUCAGCCUUUUACCCCUAUCCUGGAUGGAUCCUGGAACUUUUAUCCAGUCCCUAAGAAGUACUUUGAUCACUUUUAGUUAUAAACAUUCAUUUUAAUCAUUAAAAUGUCCAUGUGAAUUAUCUGUACUACAUUUCCUAGAUUCAGACUUGCUUUAGGCUGGAAGCCUGCAAUGGAAAGGGGGUUUGGUGGCAGAGAUUGCUGGAUCUCCACCAGAGAUUCUUACUCCCCUGAGACAUGCCUUGCCAGAAACUAUGGUUCUCCAGUCCCUGUGCAUCUCUGUGAGGCCACGCAACUGAGUUCUUAGCAGUGGAAUAUGACAUAAAAAUCCAGGCCUGCCCCAUAAAAGUUUCUUAUAUCACCCACCAUUCUCUUCUCAUCUGCUGGUUUGAUGGUCACACCCAGGAAAACUUUGGAAGCCCCUUGAAGAUGGCAAAAGUUUGGUCAUUUUGGGUCCUUGAAUGCCUGAAGACUAGGACCUCCUUUCAUUUUAACUCCACCCUCCCUGCCCCCCCACCCCCUCCCCACCCCACCCUUCUCCUCACCCCUGCUGAUUUAACUUCACCAUGUGAAUAAGAAGUCAACUUACUGUUGUUAUUUUGUUGUAUUGUUGUUUUGAGCACUGAGAUUUCGUUUCUGCACUUCUCUUUUCUGUUCUCCAACCCCUCUUCCACUGAAAUCUUGAUGGAGAGUCUGCCUUGUAUCUCAGGGUUUCUACCAGCCUUCCUCUUAAUAAAGCAUAUUUAGAAAUAUGCUUUGAGUGAUUCUCAAAGCAUAGUGCUAGACUGGCAGCAUUGGCAUCACUUAGGGACUGGUUAUGCAAAUUCUCAGGUCCACCCCAGCCAUGCUAAAGUGAAUUCUAGAAGUGGGGCUCAACAAACUGUGUUAAAGAGCUCUCAGGUGACUCCCGUGCAGGUUCAAGCUUAUGAAUCCCUAAUAAUGGUAAGGCCUUUUCCCAAAUAAACUGGCAAAGCCUGGUUUAAA
Messenger RNA from Dama dama (fallow deer), 2373 nucleotides. It is a transcript of the gene MED7, whose product is annotated as mediator complex subunit 7. NCBI's taxonomy places the organism in Eukaryota, Metazoa, Chordata, Mammalia, Artiodactyla, Cervidae. The transcript is spliced from 3 exons. The record is from RefSeq and is a predicted model, not a curated record. Gene Ontology annotation, molecular function: transcription coregulator activity. The coding region runs from base 194 to 895 and encodes 233 amino acids. Gene Ontology annotation, cellular component: mediator complex. Gene Ontology annotation, biological process: regulation of transcription by RNA polymerase II.